This is a messenger RNA of Ramularia collo-cygni, 1890 nucleotides long. Its product is annotated as related to SAS10 protein, involved in silencing. Lineage: Eukaryota; Fungi; Ascomycota; Dothideomycetes; Mycosphaerellales; Mycosphaerellaceae. Gene Ontology annotation, cellular component: small-subunit processome; nucleolus. The coding region runs from base 1 to 1890 and encodes 629 amino acids. The transcript has a single exon. Gene Ontology annotation, biological process: maturation of SSU-rRNA from tricistronic rRNA transcript (SSU-rRNA, 5.8S rRNA, LSU-rRNA). The record is from RefSeq and is a predicted model, not a curated record.
AUGGCGAAGAAACGCAAGGCGCCGGCUCAAUCGCAGGAGCCAAAGGAAGCCCCCGAACUGGAUGCUGCAGAUGCCCGCAAACGGAUCACGAGCUACAAGGAUGUCGCGGAUUCCGACGACGAAUUCCACCUUAAUCAGGACGAGAUACGAUUAGGCGAAGAGCCACAGGCCAAGCGUCGCCGCAAAUGGGCCGAGCAGGAAGAGUUCUUGGAGCAGUCGGACGAAGAAGUGCUAGGCUAUUCAGACGAGGAGGAAGCAGAAAGUGAGGGAGAAGAUGAGACCGCCCCGCGCAAAGCUCUGCAAAGUCGCAAGAGCGCGCGAUCAGACUCGGAAGGCUCCGACGACGGUCAAAACGAUGGCAACGAUGAUCAAGAGCUGGGAUGGGGUACUUCCAAGGCCGAUCUGUACGGCGCCGACGAGAUUGAAACCGAGGAACAGGCACUUGAGGAAGAGGCGGAAGCCCUGCGUUUGCAGAAGCUACAGCUCGAGUCCAUGAACGCCGCCGAUUACGAGCUGGACGAGGACGAAUGGAAGCAAAGUGCCGGCCCAGAGACUGCCGAGGACGACGACAAUGGUGUUGUGACUGAGGUCAUUCCCCAACUACACAUUGCUGCCGACUUAGGCCCCGCAGAGAGACUGAAACUUCUCAAAUCAAGAUAUCCCGAGUUCGAACUUCUAAGCCAGGAGUUGUUAAGUCUUCAAGAUACCCACACACAAUUGGCCAAGACUGCGGAAGUCUCUCCGAUAUCUCGCAUCAAGUUCAGAGCAGCCUCGGCAUAUCUUGGAGCUUUGGUGAUGUACUUUUGCUUGUUCACCUCGACGGCAUCCCAUGGUGAGGGUGGAGCAGCAGCAAUGUCUGCCACUCAACUUCGAGAUCACCCUGUCAURGACAGCCUAGUGAAGUGCAAGGAGGUCUGGUCUGGCGUGGAGCAUCUGGUCGAGGACGGCACAUCUGAAAGCGAAGAAGAUCUCGACUCCAACGCCGACGCUGCUAGUACAGAUGGAGAAAGUGAGGAAUCGGUGGUCAUUGAUUCCAAGCCGGCGAAGAAGUCCCGUGCAGAGCGGCAUGCAGAGGCGGCCCAAGCAGCAAAUGACAAGCGAAAGGCGGAACGUAUAAAGCGAACAGAGGCCGAUCUCGCCGAUCUGGACUCUCUGAUUGCCCCGCAUGCGAAUCGCAAGACCAAGACCAACAAGACGGCUCCGCUGGACGUUAAUAGCGACGACUCUGACCUGGGCGAAGAGGCGCCUCUGACCGAGCGUGAGGCGGCCGAUAAGGCUAAGCGAAAGAAGAGCUUGCGUUUCUACACUUCGCAGAUUGCUCAGAAGGCGAACAAGCGUGGGGCUGCUGGCAGGAGCGCUGGAGGCGAUGAUGAUAUUCCGCACCGGGAGCGACUCAGAGACCGGCAAACACGCCUCAAUGCGGAAGCAGAAAAGCGUGGCAAACGAAGCGCAAACAUUGGCUCAGAWCUUGGCGGAGACAGCGACGAGGAUGAUCGCCAACAAGCAGCGCAGAUUCGAGCUCAUGCUGAGGACGACGACUACUACGACAUGGUAGCUGCCAAGGCCUCAAAAAAGAAGAGCGACAAGGCUGCUUUGUCCGAGGCUCAGCGUCAAGCAGCACUUCAAGGCGGCAAAUUGAUACAAGAAGAGGUGGUUGGACAGGAUGGAAAGCGCAAGAUCAGCUAUCUGAUCGAAAAGAAUAAAGGGUUGACACCACAUCGUAAAAAGGACGUCCGUAACCCUCGAGUGAAGAAGAAGAAGAAGUACGAGGAGAAGAAGAAGAAGCUUGCGUCUAUCAAGCCCAUCUACAAGGGCGGUGAAGGAAGGGGUGGAUAUGGAGGAGAGUUGACUGGUAUCAAGAAGGGAUUGGUGAAGAGCACCAGGUUGUGA